UGUUGCAUACAGAAAACCGGCCCUGUAACGCCCGUGGAGCGUGGACAUGAUGCAGCCUCGUCCCAGCCAAAGCCAGUAUUGCCAGGCCUCCCUUGCCGCAUCCUUCGCGGGCGCAGGGUGGGCACGGUCCAAGGCGAUAUGGCCGGUUCCCACUCGGCCAGCGCUGGUUCUUGCCGCCGCUCAUUCACGUCGGAAGAAACAGCAAUCCGGCGGCACCAGCCUCCACAAGGCUACUACCACCGCCGGUGACACAUCAAGUAGUCGGCUCGAAGCUAGGAGCCUCGCCGCCCAAGAGCACCGUGUGUAUGUCGGAGGCAAGCUGCUGCUGCAGUCCUUCUUGGAUUCCCCCAGUAACCAGCUCAGGCUCUCCUUCCAGCUCGUCAGCGCCACCGUGGCCGGAGGCGACGGGCGCGGGGUGAUGGGGGGAGAGGCUGUCCUGGAAUCCAUCCUCGGCGCCCGCGAGGAGACAGAGCUGGACGUUAAGCUGGCAUGGCACGCGGCGCUCGGCAAGCCAGGCGCGGUGGUCGUGACGAACCACUCCGACUUCCCCGUCUACCUCAAGCUGCUGAGCUGCCCAGCCGCUGCUGGAUCCGCCGGGAUCGCCGUUUGUUUCGCCUGCAACGGAUGGGUCUAUCCUGUUGGGAAGCACCCGCAUCGCCUCUUCUUCACCAACGACGCGUACGUGAAGGAGGACACUCCGAGCCCGUUGCUCGCGUACAGGGAAGAUGAGCUCGCCGUACUCCGGGGAGAGGAGGGAGCCGGCGAGCAGCCGUUCCAGGAGUGGGAUCGCGUGUAUGACUACGCGCUGUACAAUGACCUGGCGAACCCUGACCUGCGGAAGGACUUGGCGCGCCCCGUGCUGGGAGGAUCUCGGGAGUACCCGUACCCUCGCCGCACCAAGACCGCCCGGCCACCAACUCGGACAGAUCCUCUCACGGAGACCAGAGUUUCACUGGACAAGCAGAUUUAUGUCCCGUGCGACGAGCGCGUCGGUACUGCAGCCAUCGCAGCUCCAAGCCCUCCAAACCUGGGUGGCCACUUCAAGUCCAUUGCAGAAAUUUAUGGCCUUGUCGGCCUCGACGACGUCGGCCGGCUGGCUAAGGCGAAGCAAAUCAUCAACAGCGGUGCCGCCACGCCAAAAUUGCCCGUCCCACAAGUCAUUUCAGUGAACCCAAUGAGUUGGCGUAGAGAUGAAGAAUAUGCUCGGCAGAUGCUCGCUGGGACGAACCCGGUGUGCAUCAAGCGUGUCACUAAGUUCCCCCUCACCAGCGAACUUGACCGGACCGUCUACGGGGACCAGGACAGCAAGAUAACCAAAGAUCACAUUCAGAGGAACAUGAGUGGCCUGACAGUGCAGCAGGCUGUGGAGGAUGGGAGAUUGUUCGUCGUGGAUCACCACGAUUGGGUGAUGCCAUACCUGAAGCGCAUCAACGAGUUGCCAGGCGAGGAGGAGAAGGGCGAGAUCUCGCAGAGGAAGGCUUACGCAGCGCGAACCAUUCUGUUCUUGAAUGAUGACUCUACGCUACGACCUCUGGCGAUCGAGCUCAGCUCGCCGCACCCGGACGACGAACGGCUCGGUGCUGUCAGCACGGUGUACACUCCACCGGAUGCCAGUGAAGAGACCUUGUCCGCCGACAAGUUCACCGCGUGGGACCUGGCCAAAGCCCACGCCGCCGUGAAUGAUACCUCGAAGAACAACUUUGUCAUUCACUGGCUUAACGUGCAUGCCACCAUGGAGCCGCUCAUUAUUGCGACGAACAGGCAGCUGAGCGUGCUGCACCCCAUCCACAAGCUCCUGAAGCCACAUUUCCGGAACACGCUGCACGUGAAUGCCGUCGCACGCCAGAUCGUCCUCGGUUCAGGUGACAAAAGGAAGAAUGGCGAUAUCUUCCGUGGCAUACAGGAGGUCACCUACCUUGCAAGCAAGUACGCCCUGGAGAUGUCCUCAAAGGCCUACAAGAACUGGAACUUCACAGAGCUUGCUCUCCCUGCUGAUCUCAUCAAGAGAGGCGUGGCAAAAGGUGAUCCAAAGAACCCAGAGAAGGUUGACCUGCUGAUCAAGGACUACCCGUAUGCAGUGGACGGUCUCGAAAUCUGGACGGCAAUCAAGAAAUGGGUCACCGACUACUGCACCAUUUACUACACCAACGACAGCGCCGUCACGGGCGACAGCGAGCUUCAGGCGUGGUGGAGGGAGGUGCGUCACGUGGGGCACGGUGACCUGCAGGGCGCGCAGUGGUGGCCGGCGAUGGACCGCCUCGCCGACCUCGUGGAGACGUGCACCACCAUCAUCUGGCUGGGCUCGGCGUUCCACGCCGCCGUCGGCCUCGGGCAGUACGGGUACCAGGGGUUCGUCCCCAACAGCCCCACCCUCGCCUCGCGCCCGAUGCCGGAGGUCGGAGCGGCGGUGACGGAGGCCGAGUUCCUGGGGAGCAUCACCCCGAGGAAGGAGACGCUGGCGCUCAUGGGGAUGUCAGCCAAGUCGCUGGCGCGGACAGGGGAGGUGUUCCUGGGGCAGCGGCCGGACUCCGAGCUGUGGACUAGCGAGCGGCGCGCAGGCGAGGCGCUGACGCGGUUCCAGGCGAGGCUGGAGGUGGUCGCGGAUAGAAUCCAGAGGAGGAAUGCCGACCGGACGCUGAAGAACAGGGCCGGGCCGGUGGAGGUGCCGUACACACUGCUCACGCCAACGAGGAAGCCAGGGCCGGUCAUCCGCGGCAUUCCCAACAGCAUCACCAACUGAGCCCAGUCAGUCGUUCCAAUCAUGUUUUGUUGCUCAUCGGUUGGUUGACGAAUUCGACGUCUUGCGUAUUGGUUGCCUGGUUGACUGGUUUGAUGUAGUAACCUAUGGAUUACUCUAUUUUCUCAUGGCCAAUGAAUAUAUUUGCCGACUUA
This is a messenger RNA of Setaria italica (foxtail millet), 2892 nucleotides long. RefSeq names its product probable linoleate 9S-lipoxygenase 5. The coding region runs from base 47 to 2740 and encodes 897 amino acids. The transcript has 8 exons. Gene Ontology annotation, molecular function: protein binding; metal ion binding; oxidoreductase activity, acting on single donors with incorporation of molecular oxygen, incorporation of two atoms of oxygen. The record is from RefSeq and is a predicted model, not a curated record. NCBI's taxonomy places the organism in Eukaryota, Viridiplantae, Streptophyta, Magnoliopsida, Poales, Poaceae. Gene Ontology annotation, biological process: lipid oxidation.